Messenger RNA from Lodderomyces orthopsilosis Co 90-125, 1365 nucleotides. It is a transcript of the gene STE50, whose product is annotated as Ste50p. The record is from RefSeq and is a predicted model, not a curated record. Bases 1 to 1365 code for a protein of 454 amino acids. Gene Ontology annotation, biological process: signal transduction. The transcript has a single exon. Lineage: Eukaryota; Fungi; Ascomycota; Pichiomycetes; Serinales; Debaryomycetaceae. Gene Ontology annotation, molecular function: protein binding.
AUGAGUACGCCAAGUUUCAACGAUUCGUUUUUGAAAUGGGAUGCAGCUCAAGUAUCCACCUACAUCAAUAUGGUUACCAAAGACCAGGAUCGACGGUAUGGAUCAUUAUUUUUGGACAACAACAUUGAUGGUUCACUAUUACCAUUUUUGUCAACAGAGCACUUGAAAGAAUUGGGAAUUGGUACAUUGAGGACGCGACUCUUGAUAAAGAAAAGUGUCAGCGAGCUUAUCGAAGAGCACUACAAGAAGUACCCCCCACAAUCGAUUUACGAUCCCGAAUAUGCUUUGAAUAAUUUCAGCAUAGAUGGCAGCCAAAUAUCUUUGGAGAGCUUAAAGGUGUCGGCGGUUUUAAUACAAGAACUGAUCAGAAAAUUUAAUAGAGAGGCACGAGGCCAGCAAGUUGAUCUGCCUCUUUCCCCAACUCAACAUGAAAUCAAGAGAUUGAAUGACAACUUCAAGAAGCUAAAGACGGACUUGAUACCAGUGAUCAGAUUGCUAAAAGACUCUAAGCCACUUCCGACGCCAAUUUUAGAUCCAGGUCCAGCGGCUACUUUAGAUUCACCUACGUUUUCCCCACUGCAUCUGGUAGACGAAAAGGAAAAAGUAGAGACGAGACCUAACAGCGGACACAUUAGCGACCCAGAUCGGCUUUCUACAGGUGAUACUCUCAGUCCAACAACGAAACGCUUCUCUUCAGGGAGCUUGUUAUCCAUGGGCACUGGACAGAUUAUUUCUCAAUUAGUAUCCAAAGUUGUUGACGACAAAUCACAUGAAUUUAAGUUGCAAAAAGUAGGUUCACAAAGAAACAAAGGCCAACACGGCAGUACAAUGAGUAAUUUGAGACCCAAACUAGUUGAAAAUACCUCAUCUGGAUCAACCGUUACUGUAAACACAGAUCAACAAAAGACUCAAUCACAACAAACAUCUUUCUUUGGACAGUUGAGAUCACCUUUACAUCAGUCACAAACUCAAACUGCAUUGGGGCCUCACCAACAACAACAGCCACCACAAUCACAGCCGUCUAUAGCCCAACAACCUCAAUCAAGAUCACACUCAGGCAACGAACCCCUCAAGCAACUACGUGCAUCAACUGACGACUCGUGCUUAAAAAUCCUACAGCAUGCAAUGAAACGACACCACAUUCCACGCGAGGACUGGUCAAAAUAUGUACUUGUGAUCUGCUAUGGUGACAAGGAAAGGAUUUUAAAACUUGCAGAAAAGCCAGUUGUUGUGUAUAAGGAAUUACAAGAGCUUGGAAAACAUCCGGCAAUAAUGUUGCGGCAAUUAGCUGACGUUUCCUCUUCCGGACCUGAGGAUUAUGAGGAUUCAAGAAUAAGUUCAGACAUUCCUGGCGGUGUAUUGUGA